CAGAGAAACAGUUGGGUUGCGUGAUUCUUACGUGGGUGGAUCGGAUACUUUUUCGAUGCCAAGUGUCUUCGCUUUUGCUCUUGAGGCAGUCACUGUUGCGGUUAAGGUCUAGCGCAGUUGGGAACCUUGCUGUGGACUUAGGUUUGGUGGAGGGCAUUGUACAAGCUAGCGCAGGUUUUGCACAGGACGAAAGCUUCGAAACUUCGACCGUCCGAAGCGUGGAAGCUUCUUUUUAAGUGUCGGUAAUCCUCGAUUGCCGAGACAGUCACUUAUUCUCAUUUGCUACAGAUUUUGCACUAUCGAUGACAAGGCAUGGUUUAAGCAUUCCAGAGUAGCCAUAGCACAACAGUAACUAAGCGUUGCGAGCCAAAGUAGCAGGAUCGGGCUCUAGCUCUCUUUAAUCUGAGAUUUCAAGUGCGUGUCUAGUUCAUUGUUGUCAAAGGAGCUCUCCCAUCGACAAGACAUGGCUACGAUUGGGCAGAAUACGAAGUCCAAGUUCGUAUUCAACUGGCGAGAGGAAGAAGCGAAACAUGAGCCUGGAUCGGCCUUCGAAUUGACGGACAAAGUAGCCAACCAAUUGUUCAAGUCGAUUCCCGGAUCCAGCAUCUCAAACGUACCGAGGAGGACUUCCAAGGUCACUGUCGUAGGAGUCGGGAACGUGGGCAUGGCGUGCGCUCAAACCAUUCUAACACAGGACCUGUGCGACGAGCUUGCGCUUGUGGACGUGGUGGAGGAGAAGCUCAAGGGAGAGAUGCUUGAUCUCCAGCACGCGGCAGCAUUUCUGCCUAGGUCUAAGAUUUUGGCCGACACAGACUACAAGGUCACCGCCGACUCUGACAUUUGUAUUGUGACCGCAGGAGCCAGGCAGCGAGAGGGGGAAUCACGCCUCGCUCUGGUGGAGAAGAACGUCUCCUUGUUUAAGAAGAUCAUUCCUCAGCUGGUGAAGCACAGCCCUGACACCAUCCUCCUCAUCAUCUCCAAUCCCGUGGACGCUCUUACGUACGUCGCUUACAAGCUGUCGGGCCUUCCUCCCAAUCGCGUCAUUGGAUCCGGCACCAACCUCGAUUCCUCUCGCUUUCGUUGGCUGUUGGCUGAUCACCUGGACGUUAACGCCCAGAAUGUGCACGGCUAUAUUGUGGGAGAGCACGGCGACAGCUCGGUCCCUCUUUGGUCCAGUGUUAGCGUGGGCGGUAUCCCGAUCAUCUCCUAUUUGAAGCAGAGGCACAUCGACUACAACCCCGACACUCUCUCCGAGCUCCACAGGAUAGUGGUGGAUGGCGCCUAUGAAGUAAUCAAACUGAAGGGUUAUACUUCCUGGGCGAUCGGAUACUCCGUUGCAAGUCUGGUGAAGAGCGUGCUGCGUGAUCAGAGGCGGAUCCAUCCCGUGUCGGUGUGCUCUCAGGGAUUCCAUGGUAUCAAAGACCAGGCCUACCUGAGCCUUCCUGCCGAGAUUGGGCGCUCGGGGAUCAUCGGCGUCAUGGACAGCCCCUUGACGGACGAGGAAAGGGAGCAACUUCAGAAGUCUGCGAAGACGAUGGCGGAGAUUCAGAAGAAGUUGGACAUAUAAGCUUUGAAAAUUUUGCACAAAUAACCAAACGAUGAUUAUUGUAGCUUUUCAGAUGUUACAUUUCAGCUAGACUGUAUGCAUGUAAAAGUUGGACUAAAGGUGAUGUUCCUCAGCUAUAAGCCCCAAGUCUCCGUAGCUGAGGAACAUCACCUUCAGCUAUAAUGUCUACGAAAUAUGUCGCUAUAAUCUUAUAAAUAGCAUUUCAAAUACUCACUAGUGAUUGCAAUGCUCAUUAUCAUAGUUUGCAAUUGCCGCUCUGGUGCUUGUAUUUAUGUAGUUGAGUUGCCCUAGUGUGAUUAUUGCAACCAACUAGCUCUAUCGCGGAACCUAAAAUAAUGGAACAGCUGAUGACUCACGCCCAGAUUUUUGUCAUUGCAAACACCUCGCACUGGUUAGCCUCAGGUUGUGUAGUUAACAGUAUUAACCACCGUAUGACUUGAAUGGAGCAAGUCUACUCGUUGAAA
This is a messenger RNA of Physcomitrium patens, 2031 nucleotides long. RefSeq names its product L-lactate dehydrogenase B. Gene Ontology annotation, cellular component: cytoplasm. The record is from RefSeq and is a predicted model, not a curated record. Lineage: Eukaryota; Viridiplantae; Streptophyta; Bryopsida; Funariales; Funariaceae. Gene Ontology annotation, molecular function: L-lactate dehydrogenase (NAD+) activity. Gene Ontology annotation, biological process: pyruvate metabolic process; lactate metabolic process.